Messenger RNA from Engraulis encrasicolus (European anchovy), 1802 nucleotides. It is a transcript of the gene dhdds, whose product is annotated as dehydrodolichyl diphosphate synthase. Lineage: Eukaryota; Metazoa; Chordata; Actinopteri; Clupeiformes; Engraulidae. Gene Ontology annotation, molecular function: ditrans,polycis-polyprenyl diphosphate synthase [(2E,6E)-farnesyl diphosphate specific] activity. Gene Ontology annotation, biological process: polyprenol biosynthetic process. The record is from RefSeq and is a predicted model, not a curated record. The transcript has 9 exons. Gene Ontology annotation, cellular component: dehydrodolichyl diphosphate synthase complex; endoplasmic reticulum. The coding region runs from base 118 to 1137 and encodes 339 amino acids.
UCGGUGGCAGUAGUGCGCAUUUUUUUCCCAGUGCAACAUUUUAAAUCACCCACGAAGAAGCUUUUAGGAGGAAGUAGACGUCAUUCUUAGUGAUCACAAGUCGGCAGAAAAACAAAGAUGUCGUGGAUACGAGAAGGAGAAUUAAAUCUCCUUGAGAGGAUAUCGGCCAACAUUUUGAAGGCCGGGCCCAUACCCAAACACAUAGCCAUCAUCAUGGAUGGGAACAGGCGGUACGCUCGCAAGAGACAUGUAGAACGGCAAGAGGGGCACAGCCAGGGCUUCGAGAAGCUGGCAGAGACCCUGCGCUGGUGUUUGCAGCUGGACAUCCAUGAGGUGACGGUGUACGCCUUCAGCAUUGAGAACUUCAAGCGCUCCAAAGAGGAAGUGGACGGCCUCAUGGAGCUGGCCAAACAGAAGUUUGAACGCCUGCUGGAAGAACAGGAGAAGCUGGAGAAGCAUGGUGUGUGUAUCCGGGUGCUGGGGGACCUGUCCCUACUGCCCCUCAACCUUCAAGAGGUCAUCGCCAAGGCAGUAGUGGCCACCAAGACGCACAACAAAUGUUUCCUCAAUGUGUGCUUUGCGUAUACAUCUCGACAUGAGAUUGCCGGUGCGGUGAGAGAGAUGGCCUGGGGUGUGGAGCAGGGGCUUAUUAAACCAAGUGACGUGUCUGAGGCCCUGCUGAGUCAGUGUCUGUACAGUAGCCACUCGCCCAACCCCGACCUUCUCAUCCGCACAUCUGGAGAGGUGCGCCUCAGCGACUUCCUCCUCUGGCAGACGUCCUACUCGUGCCUGGUGUUCCAGCCGGUGCUGUGGCCUGAAUACUCCUUCUGGAACCUGUGUGAAGCCAUCCUGCAAUACCAGCUCAACCACCGCUCCAUACAGAAAGCGCGGGAGCAUCACAGUGAGAGCCAGGCCAUACUCCAGCUGGAGGCGGAUCGCUCCUGCGUGGCUGAGAUGCUGCAGCAUCAGCACCAGCGCCAUGGCAACGGGAUGCCAAUGGACGCGGCGAGCAGGCAGGAGGCCGUGUGUCGCUACACGGCGAGCCGCGAGGAGAGGGUGCGGCACUUCCUCUCCGCCCUGCAGCACAAGAGGGACUCAUUCUUCUCCGACCUGUGCAGCCCAGCGGUGGUGGCCUAACCGUGUGUGUGCGUGUGCGUGUGUGUGUGUGUGUGUGUGUGUGUGUGUGUGUGUGUGUGUGUGUGUGUGUGUGUGUGUGGCUAGCUACACACAUACUCACUCAAGGAGCAAGAACUAAUAUGUCCGUUUUAAUGUUCAUUGCUAUUUUUAUGUACUAAUGAGUCUUACCAGUGUGAAUAAAAGUGUGGCUAUGCCCCCGUUUUAAGGGGGUGUGAAACCUAUUUAAUGUAAACAUGGACUCAUCAGGCUGGUGUGCCUUUCCCGAAACCAUAGUAGUGAACUGUGUUACCGGUAGUUAACGAGUUGGUUGCAAUACUAUCGCACAUUGGCAACUAACUAACUUGCUAACUGCCUAGCAACUAUGGUGCGAGUGGAAAGGAGCGCUGUUGUGCUAAUUGUUGCUUGUCUGUAGAACUGGGUGAAUUGGAGAGUCUGUAAAGAGGCUUUUAACUUAUAAGGUAUGCUGAAGUGAAUCACUAACGCUUCAUGGAAAAGUCUGGUUUUAUAUUGAACAUGAGUUGCCACUGCAACACCUGAAAUGGUAAUGCUCUGGAUGUGUAUGGUGUAGACUGGGUGCCAGGUGGACUGCACGCUGUACGCUAAAAAUGGAAACGAUGCAAGAUUGAUCGAUCAAAUGGUGUAAAUAAACACGAUCUCUGGAAAGA